This is a messenger RNA of Hyla sarda, 2566 nucleotides long. It is a transcript of the gene INTS13, whose product is annotated as integrator complex subunit 13. The transcript is spliced from 18 exons. The record is from RefSeq and is a predicted model, not a curated record. Gene Ontology annotation, biological process: regulation of mitotic cell cycle; centrosome localization. Lineage: Eukaryota; Metazoa; Chordata; Amphibia; Anura; Hylidae. The coding region runs from base 186 to 2315 and encodes 709 amino acids. Gene Ontology annotation, cellular component: integrator complex.
AGAACAAACCGCAAAGUCGCCAUCUAUGGAUUUGCUGUCCGGCCCGGGCCUGUGAGAGUGAGGCUGCCGGUCACUGCAGGAGCUGGGGGUACAUGAGGGGGCAGGGAGACCCCCUAGGGUGUCAUGUGACCCCCAAAUCCUCUCUCCACCAUUACACUUCCUGGAAGCUCUGAGCAGGGGUCAAGAUGAAGAUGUUUUCGGAGUCUCACAAGACGGUGUUUGUGGUGGACCACUGCCCGUACAUGGCGGAGUCCUGCCGGCAGCACGUGGAGUUUGAUAUGUUGACGAAGAACCGCACCCAGGGAAUCAUCCCUCUGGCCCCCAUCUCCAAAUCCCUCUGGACGUGUGCGGUGGAGGCGUCUAUGGAAUAUUGCAGGAUCAUGUAUGAUAUAUUUCCAUUUAAGAAGCUGGUAAACUUCAUUGUCAGUGAUUCUUGCUCCCGGAUAUUGAACUCGUGGACCCAGGAGGAUCAGAACCUGCAGGAGUUAAUGGCAGCCUUGGCCACCAUCGGACCCCCGAACCCCCGUGCGGACCCCGAGUGUUGCAGCAUUCUGCAUGGCCUGGUGGCCGCAGUGGAAGCUUUGUGUAAGAUUACAGAUUAUCAGCACGAGUCGCGGACCGAGCUGAUGGAGAACGCGGAUCGGGUGGCGAACAGAGGACGGAUCAUAUGUCUGACCAAUGCUAAGAGUGACAGUCACGUUCAGAUGUUGGAGGACUGUGUCAGCGAGACCAUUCAUGAACACAACAAGCUGGCGGCCGGAUCAGACCAACUCAUGCAGAUCCAGAAGUGUGAACUGGUGCUAAUUCACACCUAUCCGGUCGGGGACGAAAGCCUCGUGUCAGAUCGCCCCAAAAAAGAGCUUUCCUCAGUUCUGACCAGCGAGGUCCACAGCGUCCGCGCCGGCCGACAUCUCGCCACAAAACUGAACCAUCUGGUCCAGCUUCACUUCGACCUGGCGUCCACCACCAUCACCAACAUCCCCAUGAAGCCCACAAUCAGUGUCUGUGACCAGGAAGAACAACACGCCAACACUUCCGCCAACUACGACGUGGAGCUUCUUCACCACAAGGAGGCGCACUUAGAAUCUAAUGGUGAAGGGCAUAUCGGUAACAGCAAAGAGGCCACUCUUAAAGAAACGGUCACGUUAAAAUGGUGCACGCCGAGGACGAACAGCGUGGAGCUGCAUUAUUGUACCGGGGCGUUCCGGAUCUCACCUGUAGACGUGAACAGCCGACCGUCUUCCUGCCUCACCAACUUCCUACUAAACGGUCGGUCGGUGCUUUUGGAACAACCGCGGAAAUCGGGAUCCAAAGUGAUCAGUCACAUGCUGAGCAGUCACGGGGGCGAGAUCUUCCUGCACGUCCUGAGCAGCUCCCGCUCUAUCCUGGAGGAUCCGCCGUCCAUUAGCGAGGGCUGCGGGGGAAGGGUUACCGACUACAGGAUUACGGACUUUGGGGAGUUUAUGAGAGAAAACCGCCUCAUGCCUUACCUGGAGACCCGCUAUAAGCUGGACGGCACGGUGGAGAUACCGCUGGAGCGGGCGAUGAGCCAGCUGGAGAGGCAUACCCGUUACUGGCCCAUGAUCAUCUCCCAGACCACCAUAUUCAACAUGCAGGCGGUGGUGCCGCUCGCCAGCGUCAUCGUGAAAGAGACCCUGACAGAGGACGACGUGCUGAACUGUCAGAAAACCAUCUACAAUCUGGUGGACAUGGAGAGGAAGAACGACCCCCUCCCUAUAUCUACUGCCGGAACCAGGGGAAAGGGCCCGAAGAGGGACGAGCAAUACCGGAUAAUGUGGAAUGAGCUGGAGACUCUGGUGCGGGCGCACAUCAACAGCUCGGAGAAGCACCAGCGGGUGAUGGAGUGUCUCCAGGCGUGCCGGAGUAAGCCGCCCGAGGAGGAAGAGCGCAAGAAACGUGGCAGAAAGAGGGAAGAUAAAGAGGAGAAGGCGGAUAAAGGAGGGAAGGACUCCGACCAUGAGAAGAAGUGGACAGAGUCGGAGCGUAUGAAAUCGUCAAUAGAUAAAGAGGAGUUGAUGGAGACUGAGGUGAUAAAGGACUCCCCCGAUUCUCCGGAGCCCCCCAAUAAGAAGCCUCACAUCGCAGUGGAAGACGUGGCUCCUGUAGAGAAGUCUAAAGGCCCCAUGUCUCUGCUGUCUCUGUGGAGCAACAGAAUAAAUACGGCAAACUCCAGGAAGCACCAAGAGUUUGUCGGGCGCCUGAACUCUGUCAACAAUAAAGCGGAGUUAUACCAGCACCUCAAGGAAGAGAAUGGUUCUGAAGCCAACGAGAACGGGAAGACCGGCAGACAGUGAGGAGACCAUCCGGACACCCCCUCUUUUUAUGAACUGAUUUUUACACAUUUCUCCUCUUUAUACUUGUUUUUUUUCUAUCAAUUGUAAUUAUGAAGAGGAUUCUGGGAAGACUCUGCAAUAUUUUAAUAUGUAGGGGAGAAAAUGCGAAACAGCAAGCAAAAAAAUAAAUAAAAAGACGAUGACCCUGUUUAUAUCAAGAAAAUGAAUUUGGUUAAAAAUCCACCUAUCAAAAAUAAAAAGAAUAAAAAAAU